AUGAAGGAGAAAGGAAGGGAGAUUCGUUCUUAUGCCCGAUUUGCGACCUGCGCCCCGCCAAAAACGUGUAAUGGUCGGCACAAUUUAUUUAUCCAUGUUAUUUUAGUUUUUGGCACAGGAUUUUGGACUAUAAACGGUUUGGCGACGGAAAGAAGGACUUGGUUUAGCUCGAAUUUGGUUGAUUUUACUGGUAUCUGAGUGUUAUUGGGGGUAAACUAGUGAUUGGAACCAGUGAAGGUAAGGAAAGCUUUUGUUUAUUAUUCUGUUUUUAGAUGGCUUUGCCCGUGAAGGAUGAGGUUAUGAAGAUGGACAUUCUGGAUUUAGUGGUAUCUACCGAUCUGAAAGAAUUGACAAGCAAAUUUGUGAGGAACAACUUGGAGAAGAAGUAUACAGUGCCUAUGAAGCCUUUUAAAGGCGCAAUCGACAAUAUGAUUAGAGAUUCUAUUAAACAAGUUUAUCCACAAGGACCAGGUGGACCAAAAGUGUUACCUAAAAUUAGUAAUAACGAGAACAAGAAUAAUAAGAGGAAAGCAGAGACUUCAUCUGGUUCUGAAUCAGAUACCGAUCCUCGGCCAAGCACUUCUAAAGAUGAAGCCAAGAAGAUGAAGAUAGACGAUGAUUUUCCAAUGGAAUUUGUGGACAAGUACGAGCAAAUCAAGCUAAGGAGAGCUGCUCAAAGAACUCAGAAGAGGAAGCCUCAGAAGAAGGAGAAUGGAGAUGGACCUAAAAAGUCGGCCUUCUCUAAGAUCUGUUUAUUGUCAGAUGAACUGUUCGGCAUCACCAAUCAACGUUAUAUGUGUCGAUCUCAAGUGGUCAAGGAAAUGUGGUCGUACUUUAGAGAAAAAGACCUGAUUGAUCCCAAAAACAAAAGAUAUGUGAUUCCAGAUGAAAAGGCACAAACUGUUUUUGGACCUAAAAAGUUUUUGGUAUGUUUGUGGGGGUUUUGUAAGAAAAGGUUCCUAAUUGCAGCCUUAGUCUUUUAGUCUGACGUUCUUAUUAAGUCAACAAACAAAGGCUGCUUUUGUUUAUUUUUCUUCACGUUAUAGUUGUUUAAUAUAUAAGACAGAUUUUAUAUUUCUUUAAUGAUUUUAUAUCACCUUGUUUAUAUGAUUGUAUCUCGUUUUAGGCUUUCGGAAUGAUGAAAAUAUUGAAGAAUCACAUUCACGAUCUUGAGUUCUUGGACAAUGAAGCUCGUGACAAUGCUGUAACAGAAAUCAGGGAAUUGUCAGAUGCAGGAACAUUGGAUUUGUCGCUAGUCAAGUUGCCUUCUUUCUACUAUGAAGGUUCAGAAGCCAGCAAUGAUAAGAAGGCAAAGGAGAGAAAACAAACCAAGUCGAAGAAAGUGGCAGAUAAACAACCGAAGAAGAAGGGACGACCCAAGAAGAACACCACGAAGACGAAGACUGUCAUCUCGGAUGAUUCAGAUUCUUCUUCCGAUGAAUCCGAAGUGAAUUCUCAGAGUAAUGAUAAGAAGACCGACCAAAAUGGGGAUAAUGGGGCUGGAAAUGACAUGGAGACGAGCAACGAGGCUGAGAAUGAUAGUCAAGAGCUGGUUAAUCAUGUUAAGUAUGCGGGGAAUGUUAAGAAAGAUUUGGUGAACGGUAGUAAAGAUAAUGGCACUCAAAUUGAAGAGAAAGUCAAGGAGGAACGGCCGAAGUUGGUGUUGAGGAUCUCAAAGAAGAAUGAUAGGGUAGGUUGAAAUAAAGUUAAUGUUCGAUUUACGUCUGUUUAUAACGUUUUUAGAUUGACGUUAUUAUUUUUUAAAACUUAUAGUAAGAAAAAGUAUUACCUAAAAACAUUUUUUAUACACUUAUGCGAUUUUUACUUUAUCUUAUGAGUUUUUUUAUAUUUCUAUAAAUCUUUAUAUUAUUUUACGCUUUUUUGCACCUAUAAGCACUCUUUUUGACUUUGCUUUUAAGCUCUUUUAACUUACUUCUUAUGCAAUUCUUUCUUAAUCUAACCAACGUCUUAUUCCCCGUUUUUUAGAUGGUUUCGGUGAGCGUGAAUGAGAAGGACGGACAGCGGAAUGAGGGCGCGAAGGACAUUGAUCAGCAGCCGGUCACGACUAACGCACUCGAUGAUUCAUCUGAGUCUAAUAAUGAAGAUCCGCCAACCUUAGAAGUUGAAAUGCCCCAAGAGAAUGGCAAUGGGCAGUCGAGCUCCAGCAGCUCUUCGUCCAGCUCGAGUUCUUCUUCGUCGUCUUCUGGAAGUUCGUCGAGUGAUUCCGAAUCUGACAAUGACGAGAAGAAGACGGGCGAGCUGCAAUUAAGCGAAUCUGAUUCUGAUUAG
Molecule: messenger RNA, 2289 nt
Organism: Bursaphelenchus okinawaensis
Lineage: Eukaryota; Metazoa; Nematoda; Chromadorea; Rhabditida; Aphelenchoididae
Source: the annotation of a GenBank genome assembly